GUAUCAGCUGUUAGUAGUAGCAGACUACUUUAGCUGUGUUGCAAAUUUACUGAUAGCGCUGUUCUACCAUUUACAUAUGUUAGAAAGACCAGUACGAUCCGAACACAAGGAGUUUAUAAAAGAAAAUCGAAGCCUAGCAUUCUGGUAUCGUCAGGACACUUAUACGAAAUCAGAGAAGGGAACGGACUCCCUCUCCCCCCCAAGAGGUAUUUCUCAAAACAGCAUUCUCCAUAUAUAUAGUCUGUAACGAACGAUCCUGUACGCAUAACGGUUGAUACAGCUGAAAAGUACGGAUGUGGAGCGAGUAACAGCGGUGCCUAACGGUGAUCGGUUUGGACUGCAAUUUCUUAGAGACGUGAAUUUCGUUGCAACUUGAACUUAAAGCGAUUCAUCAGUAUUCGUAUCGUGACGAAAAUAUUAAAUAUAUGAUUGUUAACUAACGAUUUUGUGUAACAAUGUUAUUUGAAACGACGUUGAUUUGUGCCUUUAUUGUGCUCGGCAUCAUUUGUUAUCAUAAAACGUGCUUGUGGUGCAACUUAAAAUAUUAUUCUAUUGGAAUAAAGUAUCAUGGUCACGAUGUAUUCAACACGAGAUACAAUAAAAUAGAUUUAUUUCCAAAGCCGAAUAGAAUUGCAAUUGUAACUGGUGGUUCUAGAGGUAUAGGAGCGAAAGUAGUUAAGCAAUUGUUACAGUGUGACAUGGAAGUUAUACUCGCUUGUAGAGUAAUUAGCUUGGGUGAAAAUAUUAUCCACCAGAUUAGAGAAUCUGGUGUCACUAGUGGACGAGCAAAAGUUUAUAAGCUUGAUAAUUCCUCUCUCGAAUCAGUCAAAAAAUUUGCAAAGCAAAUAAAAGCGGAUUAUGAUAAAAUUCAUGUAUUAAUUAACAAUGCUGCUGUUAUGUUUCCUACUAGCUAUAAAAAUACAGAAGACGGAUACGAAGAACAAUGGAUGAUAAACUAUUUAUCACAUUUUUUAUUAAUGUCUCUUCUUCUGCCAUUAUUGAAAACUGGCGGGCAUCCGGAAGAAUGUAGUAGAAUUGUUAAUGUUACUUCAUGCGCUCAUGACCUCGGCACCAUAAAUUUUGAUUACAUCAAUAAUUUUGACAAGAAAAUACUUUGUAGGCAUGAUUCGUAUGGACAAAGUAAAUUAGCACAGACAAUGUCUACGAUAACAUUGCAGAAACUCUUUAAAAACAAAUCGUUGAAUAUAUUAGUAUAUUCCGUGCAUCCGGGUAUAGUAAAAACAGAUUUAUUCCAAGAUACUGUAUUAGCCUGGAACAAAUGGCUUAUGGUUGGAUGGAAGACAGCUGAUCAAGGAGCAACGCCAGUAAUAUAUGCUGCAAUUAGCAAAGAUCUUGAAAAAAAAGGUGGGAUAUAUAUUAGUAAUUGUAAAGAAAUGGCUGUUCCUUCGUUAGCACUCGAAGAGGAAGUUCGGGAACGAUUAUUUGAAUUAUCCUUAAAACAAACACAUUUAAAAAAUUUUUUCCAAUAUUUGUAACGAAAAUAUACACAAUAUUUCUUAUUCCAUGUCUUAUUAAAUAAUUUGUGCGUCAUUGAAUAUAUCGCGCACACUUAUUUCAAUAAAUUUAUAUUAAAAAUUAAUAUUUUUUUACAUUUGAAACAUUCAUGCGAUGUAUCUAUUCUAAUUCUAACUGUAAGAAAAUGCAAAUAACCGAUUACCCACGCAACAUCAUUGAACAUGUAUGAAAAUAUUGGAAAAGAUGACAGACGAUAAACUUUAGAGACGUAAAAGAAUCCUUUUAGUUAAAUCAUUCUUUACUGAA
Molecule: messenger RNA, 1782 nt
Organism: Trachymyrmex cornetzi
Lineage: Eukaryota; Metazoa; Arthropoda; Insecta; Hymenoptera; Formicidae
Product: retinol dehydrogenase 12
Exons: 7
Coding region: 456-1496 (346 amino acids)
Source: RefSeq, a predicted model, not a curated record